AUGAAGAUUGGCGACCAUGUGACGAUUGGAGAGGGCACGAUUGUGCAAGCAGCCACCAUUGGAUCCUUUGUGAGCAUUGGCAAGAACUGUGUCAUCGGUCGGUUUGCGAUCAUCAAGGAUUGCUGCAGGAUAGAGGACAAUACGGUGAUUCCACCCAACUCUGUUGUUCCCUCAUUUUCGGUCUACAAGGGGUCACCAGGAAAGUUGGUUGAUGAGCUCCCAGAGAGUAUUCAGGAUAUCGUUGAGGCACGGACAAAGGAUCGAUAUGCCAAGUUUGUCCCUAGCGUGAACUAA
Linnemannia hyalina is the source of this 294-nucleotide messenger RNA. NCBI's taxonomy places the organism in Eukaryota, Fungi, Mortierellomycota, Mortierellomycetes, Mortierellales, Mortierellaceae. The record is from the annotation of a GenBank genome assembly.